Molecule: messenger RNA, 4148 nt
Organism: Prorocentrum cordatum
Lineage: Eukaryota; Dinophyceae; Prorocentrales; Prorocentraceae
Source: the annotation of a GenBank genome assembly
GCGAUGAAUCUCCUGCUCAGUCGGGCCGCGCUCGCGUGGCGGGCCCUCGGGCGCUGAUGGGGCCCUGCUUGCUCACGACGGUGCCGCUCGACACCGAAGAGGACUCGCCAACAGAGGUCGAGGUCUACCUGGUCGACUUCACGCUGAAGGUGCUGGGGCAGCUACAGCCCCUGGCGGACGCGGACGACGAGGAGGAGGAUCUGGAGGUCAUCCGCUUCGACGCGUCAGAGGCCCUGCCCGAAGCGACGGCCCUUGUGGAGAGGGCCGAGGAGUGGUUGCAGACGGCGGGACUCGCGCCCCGAAUCAGCUACUACACAGCUUCGGAGGGGGAGCCUCUCGCGGAACCGAGGGCCAGCAGGUCGCCUCAGGCCUCGCCCUCGGGAGCGCUGCCGACCGAGGUGUUGUCUGCCCUGAUCGCCUCCACGGUGGCCGCCGCCCUCGCUCCCGUCAUGGAGCGGCUCGGCGCUCUGGAGCGAAGGCCGACAUGCGACGCCGCAGCCGCGGGGCCUCCGCCACCGCGGGCUGCGGGGGCUAUGCCGGCCUUGGCGCCCCCGGUAGAGGCGAAGGCUCCAGCGGGUGCCGUGGCGAGGCGCCUUCUCGCCACCACGCCGAAACGCCUGGGAGAGCCGGGGCCCAGCGCUGUUCGGCCACCGCCGCCCCCUCCUGCGCCGAUCGACGUGGACGCCGAGGACCUGAACGACACCCAGGCGCAGCUCUUGCUCCAUACCCAGGCGCUUGUGAGAGACUCAUGGGGAGCCAUGGCGCUGGCCCGAGCGGAGACGUGGCUCCAGCGAGCGCUCGAGGCGCAGUCUGGGGCGCUGUCGCUGGCGGUGAUCCGCAACAUGGCGAGGCGCCUGGGCCCCCUUCACGCUCCAGGGGGGGUGCCCGAUGCGCUGGAGUACUUGGAGCGCUUCGGUGCCUUCGCCGACAACUUCGCAGGUCGGCCCGCGGCGUGCCAGGCCACGCUGACAGCCAUCGCGCUGAACCACCUGAUGCGCGGGGAGUACGACCAGGCCACGGACAUCGUGGCCCUGACGAUGGUCGCGCAGGAGCAGGCCACGCUGGACCACGGGCGGUGGACCACGGCCUGGCUGCUGACCUUGCAGGAGGACCCGCCGCCUGCCAUGCUCAGCCGCAGGACCGAGCAGGCCCCGCUGCGCGGCUUCUCGGCUCUAGCCGAUCCCGAGUGGACGACGGUGGCCCUAGCCUACCUGUCUCGCCGCGGGCGCCGCCGAGCGUGCUGGCAAGGAGCGAGGGCCCGCGCCUGCAACGUCAUCGCGAUGGCCCUGAACUUCAUGUGCAGCAACAGGCCGCAGUACCCCUCAAAGCGGGACCUCGGGAGACAGCUCUCCUCCAGCCAGCGGCUGAUCGUCGAGCGGAUCGAGCUGUUCCUCAGUGCGUGGGGCCGCGCUGCGGUUUCUUCAGACCUGCAGUGUGGCCGAAAGGGAUUUGCAAUUCUCGAGGAGAUCGCCCACCUGGCAGGGGCCAGCGGCGACCUCUUGCAUGGCUUGGGCCCUUGCCGCCUGGUGCCGGUGCCUGCUGUGCGCGCCAGGCCUGCGAGCUCGGUAGUGGGGCCCCUGGACCCCUCGCGAUUGAGGUUCUCGGAGGGCCUCGCCCGCUGGGACGCCCGGGACUUCGUGCCGCCCGAGCUGUGGCUGCCCGUCGUCGAGCCGCGCUGCCUGCGCACGUGGGCGCCUUCGCUUUCCUCGUGGUCCUGGCCUUCGGCGCAGACGGUGAAGGUCGGCAACGUCUUCAAGGGCGCGGAUCGCGACAGGCAGAUCUUCGAUCGCCGCGGGCCGAACUGGCUCGAAGGACUUCUACCCUUCUACCGCCAGUUCGCUGUCAGCGACGCGCGAGCGUCGACGAACGUCUGUGGCCGUGCCCGCGAUCUGCGAGCCUACGCGGACUUCCCCUCUGACCCCGCGAAGGCGCUGGAGGAGCGGGAGAAGGCCGCUGGCCGAGGCGGCGGGCCGGCGUCGGGCGGCGCAUCAGGACGCCGCCCGCGCGGCCCAGCCCCGCGCGUCCGGGGGUGCUUCGCCACUCUCCCCAUGGGCGACCAUGCAGCGGUGGGCCUGGCUCAGGGUGCCCACGGCGAGCUUCUCCGCCGAGGAGGCUGCCUUGCCGGCUCGGAGACGAUCCGCGGGAUGGAGCCUGUCCCUGACGGCCCCGUGGCGCAGGGCCUUUGCAUUGACGACUACUUCGUGGUGGAGCGGGUCUCCGUGCAGGGCGUUCGCUCCGAAGCUGGGGCUGGCGCGGCGCUGCUGGCCGCUGCCCGCCAGGCGUGCGCCCGGGAGGAGCUGCCCGAGUCGACCUCGAAGGUGGUGGAUCAGGAGCUGCUGGCGACGCUGGUGGGCGCCGAGAUCGAUGGCAGGCGGGGGCAGGCUCAGCGAGGGCUCGUCACCGUGGGGGCCCCGCUGGAGCGCCGCCUCGCCCUCUCGGCGCUGAGUCUCGCAUCGGCUCGCCUGAAGGCCGCGAGCGGGCGCUUGCUGGCCACCUUGGCCUCCUCGUGGAUUGCGGUCUUCGCCUACCGGAGGCCCCUCAUGGUGGUGCUGGACCGCAUCUUCAAGGUACCAGGCGUGGCCGAGGCGGGCUUCAAGACCCGGAAGGCCGAGGCCGCCGCCAAGCUGGGCGCCGUCUACGGCCUGUCGAGGCCCGUGAGAGACGAGCUCGUGCUGGCCUCCGUCCUCGCUCCGAUGGUGGUCACCGACAUCUCCGCCCCCUACGACGACAGGAUCUACGCCAUGGAUGCGUCCCCGUCGAAGGGGGCCGUGGUGAGCACUCCCGCUUCCGCCGACCUGGUCGCGCACUUCCGUCGGACAACUUCGAUGGGGGUCCUCGACGAGCCUGGAUGCCUGGACCACCCCUCGCGGCCCCUCGCCUUGUUCUACGAGUUCUUGGAGAUCGGAGGCGGCAGGGGCGGAGUCACCCAGGAGGCGGUCAAGCUAGGCCUGAUCUGUGGGCCCGUCCUGGAUUUGAGCUUCAGCGUUUGGUACGACCUUCGCGACCUGCGGCUCGUGGAGUGGAUCCUCUGGCUCAUCUGGUCGCGGCGAGUUCUCUUCGUGAUGAUCGAGCCACCGCCGUCGAGCUUCUCAGAUGCCCGCAGGCCAGGGAAGCGGUCUGGGGCGGCGCCCGAGGGCUUCGACCGCCCCGACCCCGCGGCGCACCUCGGCAACACCCUGGCGUUCCGCUGUCUCGCGCUGUUGCUGGCAGCGGACCUCGCUGGACUGGCGGGGCUCGUGGGCGUCCCGAGGCGGUCCAGGAUGCGGCAGCUCGCGGCUUGGCGACGCUUGCGAGCGCGGGCCUCUUUUUCGGAGAGCUGGCUCGCCUCCUGCGCCUUCGGGUCCGCCUUCAAGAAGGAGCUUGCGUUCAUGGGCGUGCGGGUCGACCUGACUGCGCUUCGCCGUCGGUGCUCUGGAGGUCACGUCCACCCGCCCGCCGUGAAGGCGGACGCGGCGGAGUCUGCUUUCUUCCCGAGCGGCGCGGCGGCGGCUCUGGCCGCGGUCGCCAGGGCGGCGGUCCGCAGGCUCCAGCUCGACGACGAGGGGCAGUACACCUCGAACCCAGGGUCCGAGCAGCUGAUGAUGAACGAGAUCCUCCUCACCAGCCGCUGGGAAGUGGACCGCAGCUGGCGCUGGAAACGGCCCGCUCACAUCAACCUCCUGGAGUCUGGCGUCGCGAAGAACUGGCUGGAAGGCCUGGCGCGGGAAGGGGGGGAUCGCCAGGUCUUCGGGAUCCUUGACUCCAGCGUCGCGAUGUGCUCUACAGCUAAGGGCCAACCCUCAGCAGCUCUUCAGCGGAGCCUCGGGCAGAUAGGAUCGUGGGAGGCGGCUUCGCGGGUGCCCGCGGCCCCCGCUCCGCUGGCGGCGCCCGCGCUGCUGCAGGCGCCCCAGAGCCGCAGCCGCUUGGGCGCGGUGACAGCGCGCCUACCUGCUCCUCUUCGGGAGUCGGCCGCGGUGGAGCGUGCCAGGCGCCGUCGGCGCGGGCGCGGGGCUUUCUUCGACCAGAGCGUCUUCGGCGGCUUUCCAGGGGAGGGUUGGCGCGCGGGCCUCGUGGCGUGCGUGGUGCUGAUCUUCUUCUGCUCAGGGGCGCGGACGUGUGAGGCCGCCUCGCCCGCUGGCGUGCCGGGCGGCGGGCUGGCCUCUGCCCGG